Molecule: messenger RNA, 2096 nt
Organism: Punica granatum (pomegranate)
Lineage: Eukaryota; Viridiplantae; Streptophyta; Magnoliopsida; Myrtales; Lythraceae
Source: RefSeq, a predicted model, not a curated record
UUGCUCUCUCCGAACACGAUCAUCAGCACUACUCGCGUGAUUCGCAGAAGCUCCUUGGAUAAUGGCCCCAUCCCCACCGUCUAAUGGCGAUUCUUCGUCCAACUCCUCCUCUUCUUCUUCUCCACCCCCACCAGAUGAUACUAAUUCUCCGCCACCACCUUCAUCGUCUUCCUCAUCGCCACCGCCGCCACCGCCAGAUGAUUCCAACUCCUCUCCACCGCCACCCUCGGAUGACUCUGACUCAUCCUCCCCGCCCCCGCCAUCUCCUGACAAGUCGAACUCCUCCCCACCUCCACCACCUCCUAACUCAUCCCACAAAUCCCCUCCGCCCCCAAAAAAUGACAACGGUGGCAACAACUCGCAGUAUUCCCCACCGCCACCUCCACCGCCUCCACCACCACAUUCGAAGCUCGCACCUCCACCUCCACCGCACAAGUCUUCAUCACACCGUGCCCAUCCUCCCCCGAGUUCAUCAUCCAAGGAUGACAACUCUUCGCCGCUAUCUGGCAAAGUACCGAUCAUAGUCGGGGUUGCAGUUGGAGCGGCGUUAUUGUUACUUGUGCUGAUCUUGAUCUUCUGCUCAUGCCGAAGGAAGAGGAGGAAACCUCCGCCUGAGAUGAUGUAUUGGGAUCAUGAGUCUGAAAGGUCUAGAGAUGAUUAUUACCAUCAACAGCCCAUGCAACACGUCGUUAAGAUGCCCUCGCCGGCUGUAAAGCCAGGCUGGCCGCCGCCGCUGAGCAGUGGGGAGGUGAGCUCCAACGAAUUCUCUCGUCCCUUAGGCCCUCCAAUGCCGCCGCCGCCACCGACCAUAGCCCUGGGGUUCACGAAGAGCACCUUCACCUACGAAGAGCUGGCUGCUGCCACCGACGGCUUCUCCCAGGCGAACCUUCUUGGCCAGGGAGGGUACGGAUACGUGCACAAGGGAGUGCUGCCAAAUGGGAAGGAGAUCGCUGUGAAGUGUCUCAAGUUGGGCAGCGGGCAGGGUGACAGGGAGUUUCAAGCCGAGGUCGAGAUCAUCAGUCGCGUCCACCACCGCCACCUGGUGUCGCUCGUGGGCUACUGUAUGGCCGACGGCCAGCGGAUACUCGUCUACGAGUUCCUACCUAACAAAACUCUUGAGUAUCACCUUCAUGUUGCAGGAAGAGGUAAAGAUGGUCCGAUCUUGGAUUGGCCAACAAGGCUGCAAAUCGCUCUUGGAUCGGCCAAGGGGCUGGCCUAUCUUCACGAAGAUUGUCAUCCUCGUAUCAUCCACAGAGACAUCAAAGCUGCAAACAUUCUUCUCGAUUUUAAUUACGAAGCCAAGGUAUCUGACUUUGGAUUGGCCAAGUUAUCUUCCGAUAACUAUACCCACGUCUCGACCCGCGUCAUGGGAACGUUCGGGUACCUUGCUCCUGAGUAUGCAGCGAGUGGGAAGCUGACCGAGAAGUCGGACACCUUCUCCUUUGGCGUAAUGCUUCUGGAGCUGAUAACCGGGAGGCGCCCCGUAGACAUCAAUGUUGGGGACUACUCGGACGAUGAAAACUUAGUCGACUGGGCAAGGCCAAUAAUAUCGACUGCCUUGGAAGAAAGGGAUUACAGUGAGUUGGUGGACCCACGGUUGGGUGAUAGCUUUGCCCCACACGAGAUGGCUCGUAUGGUUGCAUGUGCAGGGUCUUGCAUUCGGCACUCCGCUCGAAGACGACCCAAAAUGAGCCAGGCUGUUCGAGCAUUGGAAGGCGAUGUGUCCUUGGACGACUUGAAUGAGUGGGUGAGGCCGACCAACGGGUCGGUCUUCGGAGGAAGUAGUACGGACAACCUCUCGCAGACUGGCUCCAGCAACAAUAACAGUGUAGAAAUGAAAGACCCUAACAAGAAAACAGGUUUGGACAGUCAGGAAUUCGCAAACAACAGCAGUGAACAGAGCGUCCGGACUAAUCAGUUCGAUCAGCAUUUUCGGCACUCUCCCUCUCCGAGUAGUGACUCGCAAGAAAUGCAAAAGAUCAGAUUUCAAAUAUAAAUAAAGAGAGACUGUGAAUAUCGACGUCGGGUUAGCUAGCAUGAUAAACCAAAUGUCAUUAUUCAUAUAGUUGCAGAGUUCCAUCUUCGCUUCGCCUUGA